This is a messenger RNA of Nerophis ophidion (straightnose pipefish), 7988 nucleotides long. It is a transcript of the gene irs4b, whose product is annotated as insulin receptor substrate 2-B. NCBI's taxonomy places the organism in Eukaryota, Metazoa, Chordata, Actinopteri, Syngnathiformes, Syngnathidae. Gene Ontology annotation, biological process: insulin receptor signaling pathway. Gene Ontology annotation, molecular function: phosphatidylinositol 3-kinase binding; insulin receptor binding. The transcript has 2 exons. Gene Ontology annotation, cellular component: cytosol; plasma membrane. The record is from RefSeq and is a predicted model, not a curated record. The coding region runs from base 462 to 4313 and encodes 1283 amino acids.
GUCCUGCGAUUGGCCACAGCUAUUGACGCAGGCAGCAGUGUCCCGUUUCCAUUGGCCUGGGCGAGUGUCAGUAAAGGUCACGACGACGACGACCGGCCAAUCAGGACUCUAGUUCCGCCCGUGAGUUGAUGACGCACUAGAUCACGUGAUGUUUGUGCCCUGGCCCGCAGAUUUGUGUACACCAGGCGACGGCGGCGGGGUUGCUAAGCGCUAACCGAGCCGCGGCUAACUAACACGGCCACCAUCAUGCCGCACACGGUAGGCUUAACUCUAUUGAAAACGAAGCCUCAUUGAAAUACAGCUAAAGUGUGCUAAAAAAGAAAAAAAGAUAGAAACCUUCCGUGCCGGUCAGCGGCAGCUUGGCCUAGCCGGACUCGGGGAGCUCGUCGUCCUGAUGCGAGAAUGGGGUCGUGGUCCACUUGGAUUAGCUGACUCGUGAAGUGACCUUUGAUUUCACUCGGAUGGCAAAUUUUGCAAAUUACCAGGACGGCAAGGCAGCGAUGUUGAUACUGGAGCCGCAGCAGAGGGACGUGGGCUCCAAGCCCGCCAUCGGGGGGGAACCCCCUUCCCCGGUAAUUAACGUCGGAGGAGGAGGCGGCUCUCGUUCCCAUCAGUUGCCGCCCUCCAGCCACCUCCAUCAACAUCACUAUCAUCAUCAUCAUCUGGCCGCGGAGGCUCCUGGCAGGAAGUCGUCCCCCAGCCAGCUCCACAUUGCCGAUGAGCCCGCCGCUCCCUCCUCCUCUGCUGCCAGCACCGCUGCCAACAUCCCUUCAGACGCGGUGGACGACAUUCGCAAAUGCGGGUACCUGCGCAAGCAGAAGCACGGGCACAAGCGUUUUUUUGUGCUGCGGGCCGCCAGCCGCCUGGGCCCCAGCCGCCUGGAAUACUACGAUAGCGAGAAGAAAUUCCGGAGCAGCUUGCGCUCGGCGGCCACGGCCGCCAGCAAUGGGGCCGCGGGACCUUCCUCGCCGAAGAGGGUCAUUUACCUCUACCAGUGCUUCACUGUCAACAAGAGGGCCGACUCCAAAAACAAACACCUCAUUGCUCUUUACACAAAGGAUGAAUACUUUGCCAUUGUGGCUGAGAACGAGCAGGAGCAGGAGGACUGGUAUGUUGCUGUCAGCGGGUUGAUGAGCGAGGGCAAGAAAGGACAUUUGGAUGCGGACGAUUUGGAUGACGGCUAUGGUACGGUCACGCCUGGUACUGUUUUUAAGGAGGUGUGGCAGGUGAACGUCAAACCCAAAGGACUUGGUCAGACCAAAAACCUCACAGGUGUUUACCGCCUAUGCCUCUCAUCCAAAACCCUUCACUUGGUCAAGUUGAACUCUGAAACCCCGUGCGUUAACCUCCAGCUGAUGAACAUUAGGCGCUGUGGACACUCUGAAAGUUUCUUUUUCAUCGAGGUGGGUCGUUCCUCCUCGAUUGGGCCAGGGGAGAUAUGGAUGCAGGUGGAUGACUCAGUCGUGGCCCAGAAUAUGCACGAGACCAUCCUGGAAACUAUGAAAGCCCUCAAAGCAUUUGCAGAGUUCCGGCCCAGGAGUAAAAGCCAGUCAUCAGGCUCUAACCCAAUGCCGUUCAUCACCACGCGCCGUCACCUGGGCAACCUGCCGCCAAGCCAGACAGGGCUGCAGCGGCGGUCCCGAACGGAGUCAGUUGUGGGCACACCACCAUCGAGUAAGAGCUCCGGCUCUAGCGGUUACCGGUUCCGCACGUCCAGCGAGGGGGAGGGGACAAUGAACCGUCCGUUUCACUCCGCCACUGGAAGUUUGGUUCACCUUCACUCUGUGCGGGCUCAGCACUGCCGUGCGGAGGGGUAUGGCGCUGGUACCAGUAGUGCUGCAACAGGAAACGCAGGAACCUGCACCGGAGGAGGCCGCUAUGUUCGGGCCAUCCCAGGGUCAUCGUCAUCCAUCUACCACGCCCGUUCCGCCUCCCUUCCAGUCUCCCACUUCCCCUCCACCACCAGCCCUGUGAGCGUGUCCUCCAGCAGCGGCCAUGGUUCUGUCUCGGAUACCCUCACCCGUCCAUCUAGCGCUUCGAUAUGUGGUUCGCCAUCUGAUGGUGGCUUUAACUCCUCUGAUGAGUAUGGAUCCAGCCCUGGUGAUUUCAGAUACUUUCGCGUGCGGAGCAACACACCUGACUCCCUUGGGAACACCCCACCAAUUAGAGAGGAGAAUUGUUUAAACGACUACAUGGCAAUGAGUUGGAACCGGGAGGUGUUUGGCACCAGUGGCGGCUCUGGAAACACCAGCGGGGCUGAGACGCCCCGAGAGGAGAGUAUGUCAACAGAGGAUGAGCGCUUGUCUUCUCUGAGGAGGAGGACUCAUUCUUUCUCCAGAACUGUUGGGGGGGCCACUGGUGGCCCAGGAGUGGCUGUCUACCAAAAAAUGACCCAAACCAAUUUUUCUUUGGAAGAAGGGGCUGAUGUUGCGUUUGGCGGGGGCCUGCUCCGUGGCGGGCCUUCGUCCUCCACUUCCUCGCUGCGCUCUGACUACAGCUCUUGCUCCGAGCACAGCCAGCAGAGCCGUCCCUCGACGCAGUCUCAACCAGAGCCUGCCGGGGAACACCCCAAGGAAGACAGCGGUUACAUGCCCAUGAUGUGCGGUGUGGCUGCGUCCCCGAGGGACACAUACCCUGACUACAUACCCAUGCAGCCCGGCUCCCAUCCCAUCUUCCACUCCCCCCAGCUUCAUAGCCCUGCUUUGUUUCCUCGCUCAGCCCAGCGCCACUCACAGACCUCCACCGAUGCCCACGGCUACAUGAUGAUGUUGCCAGGAGGCAAUAGCAGCGCCCCCUCCCCAGUGCAGACCUCUAGCACAGUAGGUGCAAGCAGGAGUGGCAACAUAGCAGACAGACCUGAGAAUGGAGAGUACAUGGACAUGUCAUUUAGCAACAGUGAGGGCCGCAAACCGGAAGGCAACAGCGCGUGCAACGCCCCUGAGGGCACUUACAAGUCCUACAGCCCUUAUUUUUCCCUCCCUCGGUCCUACAAGGCCCCCAAUAGAGAGAGGGAUGCAAAGGAGUAUGGUGACUAUGUUCCCAUGACUACUCCAGCAAAACCUGUCUAUUCAACAGUUGCCACAGAUUCCAUAUCCACACCUGAGAGAAGAGCAGGCGGGGGCGGUACCAACUCCACGCCCUCUCACCCACCUCCACCUUACGGAGCUCACCACACGACCGCCACAAUGGCAGAUCGGCGUGUCAGACCCAACCGGCUCCCCCUAGGCAGGAGAUGUUUCCCCGGACCAUUGCGUGCAGGCGAGCAAUCAUCCGCAGGCACCGCUACCUCGGCCGCCGCCUUACCUGACAGGCCACCCAGUCCAGGAGAGUACAUCAACAUCGAUUUUGCUGAUCACUACCCCCACCAGCAACAGCCCCCCGCCUACCAUCUUGACACCCAUCAUGAUGGCGCUCUACUGGCCUCCAGUGACCACCGUAGCUCCCCUACACUCCCCCAAGGCCAGGACUAUAUGAGCAUGGAGGUCGGGCUACACCCUCACAGCAGUGAUGGCAGUAUGGGUAAGAGCCAGUCACCCAGACCCAGCCUCGUGGCCCCUUGGAACCCACCCAGCUAUAUCCGACCCCAGACUAACAAUCCAGCCACACUAGCCUCCCCAGGGGUCCCUGCUGGAAGUCACUGGAGGUCAUCGGGCGACGACUACACCGACAUGACUUUCAGCACGGCUGAAAGGACUCAGAUGAGCCCUACCGCUAUGCUUCAGCAUCUCUGUGUGAUAGAGGGACACUACCCCUCUCCCACCCUUCCCCCCAUGAACUUCGGGAGGUCACAGCCGCACCAGCAGGAGCCAAAGGUCAUCCGGGCCGACCCUCAAGGCCGGAGGAGACACAGUUCUGAAACAUUUUCCUCCACUUCUUCCUCUAAUUCAACGCCCUCUGGUGGGGCACCUUUUGCUGCCUGUCCAAUGCUGGCUGACUCUGCGACCGAGAAUGGAUCAUGUACUGCACAGGGCCAAGCUUCCAGGUGGACCAGCUCCGCAUCUUUUGACAGCAUGUGGAUGUCUGUAGAGGGUCUCGGGGACGUGCCAGCAGACCGAGCCCAGGCUCGGGCAUCAGACUUGGACACAGCAUCCAGCACCUCCUCUUCCGCUGGCGGAAUGUACAGAAACAACACGUCUGCGGGAUACCAGAACGGCCUCAACUACAUCGCCUUGGAGCUGAGGGAUGACGGGAGAGACGCAGAUGUCGCCAGGUCAGCAGGCUCAGGCGAGGGCCUGAUGCCACCGGAGAAUGGGGCCUAUGCCAGCAUAGACUUCACCAAGUCGGAUGGCAUCUCUUCGAAGACCAAGGACUGAGCGCCACCUUCCACCCGCUUGACAACUUCCACCAUGUGAUCUUCAUCGCCAUCCACCCACUCGCAGAUGACCUCUGACCUUCACAUCAACUAAAACAAGAGACAAAACAGACAGAAAAAGCGUGCAGUUGUUUUUUUGUUGUUGUUUUUUUUAAACACUCAUUUAUUUUUCUUGUGUUUUAUAUGCAAAAUCUUAACUUUUUUUUUUUAUAUUGAAAACAAAUGAUCUUCAUUCUGGGGGAAGUGCUGCUGCCCUGCCUGGUGAGCCAACGUAUUAGGAGGCAGUUCCACUUCUUCAUGCGGUGUUAAAAAGGGAGGCGUUACGGUACAGUAUUUUUACGUUUGCACCUAAAAUAUUCAUUUUUAUUUUAGUCUUUUGUUGUUUUUCUACCCCUUCUGUCUCCGCUAUGGUACUUCAGUUAUUACUUUGUGGAGAAAGUUGUUGUAAAGAAUGCUUGUCUAACUGUAUAUGCAUAUAUACAGUGUGUGUAUGUAUGUAUAUAUAUAUAUAUAUAUAUAUAUAUAUAUAUAUAUAUAUAUAUAUAUUAUACUGUACAGGCCAAACAUUUGGACACACCUCAUUCAAUGCGUUUACUUUAUUUUCAUGACUAUUUACAUUGUAGAUUGUCCCUGAAAGCAUCACAGCUAUGACUGAACACACGUGGAGUUAUGUACAUUACAAAAAAAAGGUGAAAUAAUUAAAAACAUGUUUUAUAUUCUAGUUUCUUCAAAAUAGCCACCCUUUGCCCUGAAUUCUGCUUUGCACACUAUUGGCAUUUUCUCAAUGAGUUUCAAGAGGUAGUCACCUGAAAUGGUUUUCACUUCACAGGUGUGCUUGAAGCUCAUGAAGAGAAUGCCAAGAGUGUGCACAGCAGUAAUCAGAGCAAAUGGUGGCUAUUUUGAAGAAACUAGAAUACAAAACAUGUUUUCAGUUAUUUCACCUGUUUUUUAGUUAAUUACAUAACUCCACAUGUGUUGUGUUCAUAAUUGUGAUGCCUUCAGUGACAAAUAAAAAUAAAGAAAACACAUUGAAUUUGGUGUGUCCAAAUGUUGGCCUGUACUGUGUGUGUGUGUGUAUAUAUAUAUACACACACACACACAUACACAGUAUGUAUAUGUAUAUAUAUAUAUAUAUAUAUGUAUAUGUAUAUAUAUAUAUAUAUAUAUAUAUAUGUAUAUAUAUAUAUAUAUAUAUAUACACACACACACACACAAAAUGUGAGUUCUCCCAACAUUUUUAUUUUUUAAUCAGAUUAAUCACACUCUUGGUUAAUCGCUAUUAUUCACACACUAAAUGACUUGCUUGCAUUAUUUAAUAUUAACUUAAAAAACUUUUGACACAAAUGCAAUUUUAUUAACAGAAUGUCAACCAGUAAGGUUUGAUUCAAUGUUUACUUGAAUGCACACCGUAUUAUUUGCUCAAAACGUUUGUCUAAAGUCCAGUGGACGUGUAUUUCGGAGUGAAAUUCCACUUCUCUCCGAACUGACGUGUGCAUGGACCUCAUCACUGAUCGUGUUAUGAGCCACACCACCGUUCCGGUCAGCGUCCACGGUUAAUGUCAAGGAGCGGGUAGAGUCAAAUAGUGUGAUUAAUCUGCCUUUAUACAUGAUUAAUGCAAUCAUUGUUUGUGAUUAUUCAUAUGCUUUAACUUUGACAGCCCUUGUAUGUACGUAUGUGUGUCUACACAUACGUACACAUAACCAUAUAUAUCAUUUUAUUUUUUAUUCUCUCGGACGUGCACUCUUGAUUUGGUACGUAUGUUCACGUAUUAUAUAUUUAUUUAAGGUUUGAAAAGUUCCGGUACAUUUCUUUCAUGAGUUGACGCUAACCCUACGCCAGGCUAAAUUAAAUGACUGAACCUAGUCUUUUCUAAGUUGAUCUUUUUUCCCAUUUCACCUCACACGACGUACGGUACAGUCUAGGCGGCAACGCAACAGUUCCAUCGACGUGCCACAAAGACACAUGUCGGGGUCUUGUGGUGCCCCCGUUUCGGGGGUAUUUAGCGCAGCUAAUGACGCAUGCACAUGCCAGGGUGUUAGUCAGCACCUCCGAGUGACGUAAAGAGGUUUCCAGUAACCCGAGUUGCAGCUGCAGGUGGACAUACUUGUCCUCUGGCAGGCACACACACACAUUCUUGUAUUUGUUACCUUAUUGAGAUCUCGGAAAAAUUCCUACCUCUUUAGGACCACCCUUUCCAGAUAUAUAAAGAUGUGGAUUUACAACAUUAUUAAUAUAUACAUACUGUGCAAGUAUCGAAAAGGUAAGCUUUUAGUUAAUUUAAUUUUUUUGUCUUUGGUUUUUAAUCAUUAUUUACUUUGUUUUUACAGUAAGUCUCUGUUCCCAAUUUUCUUUUUUGUUAAUUUUGGCCAAAGGAGGCGCAUUUCAAUUUUUUACACACACUUGUUAUUUCAUAUGUUGAUCAGACUGACAGUCCAUUUGAAAAAUCCCUACUCCCACCCUAUUGUUGCUAGAUUUCAACAGUAGGGAUGCAAAUGAGACAUUCUCUAUUAGAUGCAAUGGUUUUUCCGUAUCGGGACCAUGAUUUGGGUCCUAACUUGUUCACCGGUCCUCAUAUGAAAGGUACUUUUCCUUGUUAGUGUAUCAAGAAGGGUAGAAAUACAAGAACCUACACCCAGAUCAAACGCAGCGGGAGGCAAAACACACGGCCUUUUCAUUCUCACAUGUUGGCGCACAAUCCAGUCCGUGUUUAACAUUUUCUGACCGACCAGUCUAUCCCUCGGGGAUCAUUCGAUUUAAUUUUGUGGCUCUCAGUAUUUUACCGCGUGCGCGCCCGCGUGUGUGUGAGGACACAUUUUGCCUAACAAUCCUUUUGACAAACAGUCCCGAAAUUAUCAAUCUUACUUCCUGUGUUAUCCUUUAUGAUGCAAUGUUGUCUUUUUCGUAAGCAUGCCCACUUUACUUUAUUGACUUCUUUUCAACAUGGCGUCCAAAGAAUUUCAAACUAGCUCCGAUUUAUGUUUGGUUUCGCAACCUUCCACCUCACAGGUUGUGCUGAUGUUAAAAAUCAUGCGUAAAGGUAAAAAAAAAAAAGUGUUACGUUAUUUAGGCAGAGAGUACUCCCUUAUGCAAGCAGCGCGUUGCCCCCCCCCCUUCCCCCGACGCGCUCUUUUUUUUUGUUGUUUGAAGCAAUUCAAGCAUAGUGGGUUUUUUUAGGCGUUUUUGCAGUUAUUUGUAUGAAGAAGAUUCAUGUUUAUUUUUUUAAACUAUAUUACAGUUCCUUUGCUGCUGUGUAGUACUGUUCAAGUUGCCGUCAGUGGUAACCGCGGCGACGGAGAGGGCCUCCCAUCAGGCCAGCUGUCUUCUCCCACUUGAAUGCUGUUCAUUGCUGUAGCUUCACAGGCUAGAUUUCAGUAGUGUGGAGGUGUCCUUCCUUGGUGUGCGCGUUAUUCUGCAGCGGCGUUGGUCCUCGUUUUUUUGAGGGGAAAACAGGAAAACGCAUGAAUCCUCCUGUAAAUAGGAAAAAAAGUUGUGGCUUUUUUUUUUUCUUUUUUUUUCAUUUUAUAAUUCUCCUAGUUUUAAUUUUCUUCGCUUCCUUACAGGGAGAAUGCGGUGUUGACAGGAGAUCUCGGAAGCCAUUUGAGCAUCGGCAUAGUGUUUAUAUUUAUCAAAACUGUGCUUUCGAUAGAGCUAUUGCAAUAAAAAGUGUUCAUGUAA